Molecule: messenger RNA, 3376 nt
Organism: Mercurialis annua (annual mercury)
Lineage: Eukaryota; Viridiplantae; Streptophyta; Magnoliopsida; Malpighiales; Euphorbiaceae
Product: dynamin-2A
Exons: 22
Coding region: 224-2962 (912 amino acids)
Cellular component (GO): cytoplasm; microtubule; membrane
Molecular function (GO): GTP binding; GTPase activity; microtubule binding
Source: RefSeq, a predicted model, not a curated record
UAUGGCUAUUGGUUCCAUCCGACACCAAAUUUGCAAAUUAUUGAAAACAAAAAAGCAUUUCAUUUUCCGAAUUUUUAUUUAAUUCUUCACUUUAUUUUGAUUUGAUUUGGAUUUGAAUCGCUCCAUUAUCACCAUUUCUUCAGAUCCAAAUCUUAGGGUUUCUGAAUUCGAUCUCUUCAAUUCGUGAUUCUGUACAUAAGAAACGAAAAACUUGUGAAGAAAAAUGGAAGCGAUCGAGGAAUUAUCGCAGCUGUCGGAAUCAAUGAGGCAAGCCAGUGCGUUGCUUGCCGAUGAAGAUAUAGACGAAACGACGACGUCUUCUUCAUCGUCGUCGUCUAAACGAGCUCCGAGUUUUCUUAAUGUUGUUGUUCUUGGCAAUGUUGGUUCCGGCAAAUCUGCUGUCUUGAACAGUCUCAUUGGACAUCCUGUUUUGCCAACUGGUGAAAAUGGAGCAACUAGGGCUCCAAUAAGCAUUGAAUUGCAGGGAGAUAGUUCAUUAAGCACCAAGUCUAUUAUUUUACAAAUCGACAAUAAAUCUCAGCAGGUUUCUGCAAGUGCUCUUCGACAUUCACUACAAGAUAGGCUAAGCAAGGGUUCUUCAGGAAGGAGUCGUGAUGAAAUAUAUCUUAAACUCCGCACUAGUACAGCUCCACCAUUAAAAUUGAUCGACUUACCAGGAUUGGAUCAAAGAAUAAUGGAUGAUUCACUGGUAAGUGAAUAUGUUCAACACAACGAUGCUAUUUUGCUAGUCGUAGUACCGGCUAUUCAGGCACCAGAAAUAUCAUCAUCUAAGGCCCUUAGAAUUGCAAAGGAAUAUGAUUCAGAAAGUACAAGAACGAUUGGUGUUAUUAGUAAGAUUGAUCAAGCAGCUUCAGAGUCAAAAGCACUUGCUGCUGUUCAGGCUCUCCUCUCGAAUCAGGGACCGUCAAAGACUAAUGAUAUUCCAUGGGUUGCACUGAUAGGCCAAUCUGUAGCCAUCGCAUCAGCUCAAUCAGGAGGUGCUUCAUCUGAGAAUUCUUUAGAGACAGCUUGGCGUGCCGAGAGUGAAAGUCUAAAAUCCAUAUUGACCGGAGCCCCCCAAAGCAAGCUUGGAAGAGUAGCUUUGGUGGAAGCUCUGGCAGGUCAGAUUCGUAAUCGGAUGAAACUUAGGCUUCCCAAUAUGCUUUCUGGUCUUCAGGGGAAGUCUCAAAUAGUUCAGGAUGAACUAGUGAGGCUUGGUGAGCAAAUGGUUAGCAGUCCUGAAGGUACAAGAGCUUUAGCUUUGGAGCUUUGCCGUGAGUUUGAGGAUAAAUUCCUUCAGCAUCUUGCGGGUGGUGAAGGUAAUGGCUGGAAAGUUGUUGCGAGUUUUGAAGGAAAUUUUCCAAAUAGGAUCAAGCAGCUCCCUUUAGAUAGGCAUUUUGACAUGAACAACGUCAAAAGGAUUGUUUUAGAAGCGGAUGGUUACCAACCAUAUCUUAUAUCUCCAGAGAAAGGAUUAAGGUCCUUAAUUAAAGGUGUCCUAGAGCUGGCAAAGGAGCCUGCACGUCUAUGUGUGGAUGAGGUGCAUCGCAUAUUGGUGGAUCUAGUGUCUACUUCAGUAAAUGCCACUCCUGGUCUUGGAAGAUAUGCUCCCUUUAAGAGAGAGGUUGUGGCAAUUGCAAGUGCUGCACUUGACGGGUUUAAGAAUGAAGCAAAGAAAAUGGUGGUUGCUCUAGUUGACAUGGAGCGUGCAUUUGUCCCACCUCAACACUUCAUCAGAUUGGUGCAGAGGCGAAUGGAUAAGCAGCGCCGCGAUGAUGAAAUUAAGAAUAAAUCCUCCAAGAAGGCAAACGAAGCAGAGCAGUCCAUUUUAAAUAGGGCAACUAGUCCUCAAACAGGAGUCCCGCCAACUGGAGGAAGCUUGAAGUCAAUGAAGGAAAAAUCUGACAAAGAUUCACAAGAGGGACCUGCCUUGAAGACAGCUGGGGCUGGUGGUGAGAUAACAGCAGGUUUUUUAUUGAAGAAAAGUGGAAAGACAAAUGGUUGGAGUCGGCGAUGGUUUGUAUUGAAUGAAAAGAGUGGCAAGCUUGGUUACACUAAAAAGCAGGAAGAAAGGCAUUUUCGUGGUGUCAUUACUUUGGAGGAAUGCAAUAUUGAGGAACUUUCUGAGGAUGAUGAAAGCUCAUCAAAAAGUUCCAAGGAUAAAAAGGCAAAUGGACCAGAUAAAGGAGCCAAUCUUACUUUUAAGAUAACUAGCAGGGUUCCAUAUAAGACUGUCUUGAAAGCUCACAGUGCUGUUUUAUUAAAAGCUGAGAGUAUGGCCGAUAAGGUUGAGUGGAUUAACAAGCUGAGAAGUGUCAUCCAGUCUAAAGGAGGUCAAGUGACGGGCGAAUCUGGUGUUACCAUGCGCCAAAGUCAUUCUGAUGGUUCACUUGAUACAAUGACUAGACGACCAGCAGACCCAGAAGAAGAGCUCAGGUGGAUGGCACAAGAAGUGCGUGGUUAUGUUGAAGCUGUUCUCAACAGCCUUGCUGCCAAUGUUCCUAAGGCAGUUGUUCUUUGCCAAGUAGAGAAAGCCAAGGAAGACAUGCUUAAUCAGCUUUAUAGCUCUAUUAGUGCCCAAAGCACUGAAAGAAUAGAACAGCUACUCUUGGAGGACCAAAAUGUGAAACGCAAGCGAGAGCGUUGUCAGAAGCAGUCAUCCCUGCUUUCAAAACUUGUUAGGCAACUUAGCAUCCAUGAUAAUCGAGCUGCAGCUGCGUCCAGCUGGUCCAAUGAUACUGGUGGAGCAGAAAGUAGCCCAAGAACAAGUGGAACCUCAUCAGGGGAGGACUGGAGGACUGCCUUUGAGGCUGCAGCCAAUGGACGUGCUGACUCAUUUAGGUCUCACAGUCGACGUAACAGUGAUCCAUCACAAAAUGGCGAUGUAGGCUCAACUUCAAACAACAGCCGUCGAACACCAACUCGGAUGCCUCCAGCACCACCGCCAACCUAUAAAUAUUAGUUAAAAAGCUUAAUUUCAGAUUUGAUUAUUCAUGCAUCCUUGGCAGUCUGGCGGGCGGGCGUUCGUGUCUCGCUGCAGACGGAGCAUCGGUGAAGCUCAUAUUAUGGUAUAAUUAGCUUUUGUAGAAGUGGUAUAGGUUUGUAGAUAUAUAUUGGAGUUGACAAGUGCUUGAUCCUGAGAUGUAUCAUCAUCAUUAUCAUCAUGGUGUCCAUUAAAAUUUUCCUCAUAUUCCAUUUUGUUGUUGGGUGGGUGGGAUUAGGGCAAUCUCUUCCCAGGCUUUUUUUAAUCAGAUUCUACAAUUGUAUUUGUUGUAUUGAACAUUAGUAUAAAUUUUUUUUUUCCCUCAUAGUUUAGUUGUCUCAAACUCGGUGAAUAAAAGGCUACCUGCUUACAUGCAGAAAUUUUUAACAGUAA